AUGUUAAAAAUUUAUUAAUUCAUUGUCAAGUUCUUUUUACAUCCAGAAGAAGUUUCAAAUGAUUUGGAGCCAAAAAAAAUAAUGAAUCUAUGGACAUUAUAAUUUAGAAAUUCAGAAAUAGAAGAAAAAUAUACAAAUAAGGAGAAAUAAAGAAUAAUUGUUCUUUUUAGGCUAUCAUACUUGAUACAUUUCUUUAUCAAUUUUAUCUACUUUAUAAAUAAUCAGUUUGUAUUGAAAAAUUAAACAGUGGCAUAUUUAAGAAUAGGAUUUAGUUUUUGGCAUCUAAUUUGCAUAAUAUCAUAAGCAAACAUAUAAAAAAUACAAUAUAAAUACUUUAUAUCUAUAUUAGAGAUAAUAAGUGCCUUUUCGACAAUAUUAAUUACAAAUGUUUAUAUAUAGGCUUAAUUAUUAAAUAAACAAUGCAAUUAAUAAACUACAGCAUAAGCUUUAAGUAGUGGAAUAUAGACUGGAAUAAUAAUAAUUAGCUAUUUGACAGUAUGUCCUUUAUGGUUUUGUUAAGGAUUAAUUUUAGUAGCAGCAACAAUUUUAUUAGUAGGUUUAGUUGGAAUAAUUCAUUCAAUAUAUUGGACUUUUUAUGUAUUAUUGAUAAUGUUAUUUAUUUUCUUUCGUUCUUUAGAAUACUAUAAACGAUUAGAUUUUUAUACUAUAUGUUAACAAACAUCAAAUUUAAAGGCAUGCAAAAAUAUUUUUGAUAAAACAGUUCCAAAUUCAAUUUUGAUAUUAACUGGAUAAAAUGAUGAUCUCUAAGAUUCUACAAUUUCAGGUAAAGAAAUGAAAUUGAUUUAUACAAAUGAUUUUGCAAUAAAAUAUCUUUAAGUUUCAGAUGAAAAUGAAAUAAUUAGAAAAUUAAAGGGAAUAUUUAUAUAAACUGAAUAGGAAUCAGAAUAAGAAACAUAUAAUAGUUGUAUCAGUAUUUAUGAUAUAAUUCAAUAAAAAUUAGUUUAAGUAGAAGAGUAAUUUUAAUAAACUUAAAGUGAUAGAUCAUAUGUAAUAAAGAAUGAAUAUGAUAUUUCUGAUGUGAGUGAUUACUUUUUAUGUUUUAAAUUAGAUUCUUAAUGUAAAGUAGCUUUAUCUUCUAAAUCAUAAGUAAAAAUAAAAUCACAUUUUGAAAUACGUAUUUUACAUUGUAUAUGGGAAAAUAAACAUUCAAUUUUAGUAAUUAUGAAUGAUAUAUCUGAGAAGAUUAAAUUGAAACAUUUAAAAGAGAUGGAUUAAUAUAAGGAUCGAUUAUUAGCUACAGUAUCUCAUGAUUUAAAGACUCCUUUAAAUGGAAUGAUGAUUGAUAUUGAUAUAAUGAAUCAUAUAUUAUAAUAGAAAACAGCUAUUACAUCUACUAAUAUUGAAUAAUUAUGUAUACAUUUGGAUGAAUUUCAUUAAUCUGGUUAAUUAUUAUUAUCUAUGAUAAAUGAUUUAUUGGAUUAUAGUCAAAUUAAUAAAGGUUAAUUAAGAUUAAUACAAAAACCUUUUAAUAUAAAUGAUACAUUUAAAUUUAUAAACUAAUUGUUAAAUAGACAAUCACUAGAAAAAGGAGUCAAAUUAAUAUGGUAAAAUACAAUUGAUGAUAAAAACAGUCUAUUAUUAACAGAUGAAACAAGAUUGAAAUAAGUUCUUAUUAAUUUAGUAGCCAAUGCUAUUAAAUUCACAAUGUAAGGUGAAAUCUUAAUUGUGGCUACUUAUCAUCUCGAAACUGAUUUAAUAGAAUUAUCUGUUUCAGAUACUGGAUAUGGAAUUCCAGAAGAAAUCUAAAAAAAUCUAUUUAGAUUAUAUAGUACCUAUGAUAUAGGUAAAAAUAAUAGACAUGGAGUAGGUUUAGGAUUAACAAUAAGUUAAUAAUUAGUUUGUCUUUUGGGUCCAUCAGAUAAAAUAGAACUCAAAUCAUAAGUAGGUAAGGGAUCUACAUUUAAAUUUAAGAUUUAUAGAAUUUUGUAAUAAUCACUUGAAAAUUCUUUACAAGAAUAAGAUUUACAUUAAAAGUAAAUUGUCCCUCGAUUUCCAUCAUAUAAAAAUCUUAAUUAUAUAAAAAAGAAAAGAAAUGAAAUUAAAAAAGCUCAAACAUAUUAUAAAUUAGAAACUACACCUGAUGAUUCAUUUAAAAUUCUUAUUGUAGAUGACACUCCAUUUAAUAUUAUUGCCUUAAGUGCAAUGUUGAAUUAAGUUAUGAAUAAUUGUAAAUUGUUUAAAGCCUUCAAUGGAAAAUAAGCCUUCGAAUUAUAUUCCAAAGAGUAAAUGAAUAUAAUCUUUAUGGAUGUUAAUAUGCCAGAAAUGGAUGGUUAUCAAUGUACAUUAGAGAUAAGAAAGUUUGAGUAAAUCUAAUAGCUAUCUUAAUCAUUAAUCGUAAUUGUAACAGCCUUUUCAGGAUCUGAUGAUAAACUUAGAUCUUAAAAAUGUGGAGCAGAUGAUCAUCUAGAUAAACCAUUAAAUAUGGAUGAUCUUAAAAAAGUUAUGAAGAAAUUUGGAGUUUUAUGA
Molecule: messenger RNA, 2487 nt
Organism: Paramecium pentaurelia
Lineage: Eukaryota; Ciliophora; Oligohymenophorea; Peniculida; Parameciidae
Source: the annotation of a GenBank genome assembly